Psilocybe cubensis is the source of this 912-nucleotide messenger RNA. RefSeq lists its product as uncharacterized. The transcript has 4 exons. Lineage: Eukaryota; Fungi; Basidiomycota; Agaricomycetes; Agaricales; Agrocybaceae. The record is from RefSeq and is a predicted model, not a curated record. The coding region runs from base 1 to 912 and encodes 303 amino acids.
AUGGGACAACUCUCACUCGAAAAGACCUUCCUGCUGGCGACGUUCAUCGAGAGUAUGAUUGUGAUCUCUGCCUUCAUGUUUUUUAUGGCGACCUUCCAUUUGUCUAUGAACGGAUAUCGACUUCUUCGUGGAUAUGCAGAUAAUCGACUAUCGCCUGGAGGUCCUGUUGGUUAUAUCGGAAACCUAAAGCUCUGGGAUCACAUCCUGAAAGAUACGAUCUAUGCAACACAGGAAAAUCUAGGCAGCGCUGCCGCGAUCUACCGUGCAUGGGUUUUGUGGAACUUCGACUACCGGGUCAUAUUGCUUCCCGUCGUUCUACUUCUGGUUAACAUCGGUACGCAUAACGGUUCUGCUUUCUUCGAAUGUGCAAUGUUGUUUACUUUGCAACUAGGUGCCGGCUAUGUUGUAUGCGGAACUUAUUCAUCGGUUGACCCUACUGCAACGGUCUUCCUUCCACGUCUCACUCAGUGGAUUAAAACGUUCUAUUCCGUUGCAGUUGUCCUCAACAUUAUUACCACGGCUUUGAUGGGUUGGCGAAUUUAUAUCACACAUAAACGAUCUGCAAAUUACAACGUUGGACAAGGACGGCUGCUCUCUAUUUUGCGAAUCUUGGUGGAGUCGGCCGCUCUACAGCUCAUAAUAGAAAUUGUGCUCCUGGCACUGUACUGCAGCAAUAUCGAUGCUCAGUACAUUUUGUUGGAGUCGGCUAUCACAUUUAAUUCCAUCACUGUCCGUAUCAAGUUACAAUCGGCAGCGGAGAACAUGAAGACAAUGCAAACCUCGAAUGGUCAUACUCAUAACCCAGUGCAAACGAUAGGCAGCAUUCCCAUGAAGCGAAUUCAUGUCAACAUCGACCGAGAAGUGGAUGAUGAUGGUGGAUAUGGGAGCAGCGUUUUCAAAGAUAAGCCAUAA